Molecule: messenger RNA, 4472 nt
Organism: Loxodonta africana (African savanna elephant)
Lineage: Eukaryota; Metazoa; Chordata; Mammalia; Proboscidea; Elephantidae
Gene: UNC119B
Product: unc-119 lipid binding chaperone B
Exons: 5
Coding region: 35-805 (256 amino acids)
Biological process (GO): nervous system development; cilium assembly; lipoprotein transport
Cellular component (GO): cilium
Molecular function (GO): lipid binding
Source: RefSeq, a predicted model, not a curated record
CUGUAGAGGCGGCGGCCAUCUUGGCGGCGGAGCGAUGAACGGGCCAAGCUCGAGGGCUGUGGCCGCGGGGUCGACGGCUGGGCCUGGGGGGCUGGUGUCUGGCAAGGAGGAGAAGAAGAAGGCGGGCGGCGGCGUCCUGAACCGGCUUAAGGCGCGGCGGCAGGCUCUCCAUCACGCGGCCGACGACGGCAGCGGGGCAGCGGUCACCGAGCAGGAGCUCCUGGCGCUGGACGCCAUCCGCCCCGAGCACGUCCUGCGCCUCAGCCGGGUCACCGAGAAUUAUUUAUGUAAACCUGAGGACAACAUCUACAGUAUUGAUUUCACUCGCUUCAAAAUUCGAGAUUUGGAGACCGGGACCGUGCUUUUUGAGAUUGCCAAACCCUGCGUUUCAGACCAAGAGCAGGAGGAGGAGGAAGAGGAGGAGGAUGAGGAGGGUGGAGACGUGGAUAUCAGUGCGGGGCGUUUCGUCCGCUAUCAGUUCACACCAGCGUUUCUCCGCCUCCGGACAGUCGGGGCUACGGUGGAGUUCACAGUGGGAGACAAACCUGUGUCAAACUUCCGGAUGAUCGAACGGCACUAUUUCCGGGAGCGCUUGCUAAAAAACUUCGACUUUGAUUUCGGCUUCUGUAUCCCCAGCAGUAGAAACACUUGUGAACAUAUCUAUGAGUUUCCCCAGCUUUCUGAGGAUGUCAUUCGCCUGAUGGUUGAACACCCUUAUGAGACCCGCUCUGACAGCUUCUACUUCGUCGACAACAAGCUGAUAAUGCACAACAAGGCUGAUUAUGCCUAUAAUGGAGGCCAGUAACCGCUGCAGGAGCGCACAGGGGAGGCACUGUGGCGCAGCCACGAAACCCUGGCACACAGAGGUGCUUGAAGCUGCUGUUUUCAACACAUGUCCAGAACCUGGCUGCCGGAAGUCAGGGCUGGGGCGGGGGCAGGGGGCAGGUUCCUGUGCCCCAAGGGAGGCGCCAAGCAGUGCUGUGUUUUCUCCCCAGUAUUUUUUCUUGCCCCUUUCCCCCUGCCCGUUAGGUCGCAGAGGUACUGUAGUAAAGUAAAAGAUUAGGGUAAGGCUCCUGGAACCCCGAUAACACGGAAAGUGUAUUUUCACAUAGUUAUAGCCGUCUGCUGGUUGCACCGAUGAGCCUCCGUCUUGCUAGGCACAACCGUGCUCAGGUGAGAUGGUUCUGGCCGGGCUGUCUGCGGGUUAGCAGCUCUUCUCUCGGUUGCUAGGUACAGUGGGAAGCUCUUUCCAGGCAACUCCUCCUCUCAUUUCUGGAGCUGCCAUCCGGACAGGGUGUCCUCAGCCUGUGCCUAGUCCUAACCAACUGGAAGAAGCUUGAAGAGGGGUGCUGCCAAGAGGUUGAGGUUUGAUUCUUAGGAUGGGUAGCGCUGCAAAACAGAGAUGCAUUUUGUGGGGGAGGUCUGCUCACCUGUGUGACGUCCAUGGCCCACUGCCAGGGUCCACAGCUGGUCUUCCUGGGGGUAGACCAAGGUUUCAGGCUGACAGUGCCUUCCUCUUCUCAUUUGAGAGGAAAUGUGAGCUUGCUCCGCUUGACCUAGCUCCUGACUUUGGAUUUUCUCCUGAAAUCCAGUGUGUCAGUUUUGCUCAUGGAACAGUAGUAUCUUCCAAGGCCAGAGCAGGCCUUCCUUUUUUUUUUUUUUUUUAAAUUCCAGACUGCUCUUUGGAGCUUUUAUAAAACGUCCGUGGUGUUCCCAGCACAGGAGAAGUACCGUUAAACUUCUAAUAGUAUUAAUCAGGCUCCCAGGGCCCAUCUGGUUCAUGAUGGGGCAUGUAGUUAUUGACCAGCAGCUACUUUAAAGGAGGGAUUUGCUUUUCUCUACGCAGCCUAGCCUGGAGGAUUGGCCUUUGAUGGGGAUUUGCCUCUGAAACUCGGUACAUUUCUUAUUUAGGAGGGUUUUCCUGUCUUGCCUUUGUACUGAAGCAGUUUCUGGAACCAUCCUGGAAGUUCAGACCUAAGGAAUGCAAAUUCUGAACCUUCAAGCUGCUGGUGGGAAUUGUCUGGGGCAUCUGGGAAGAGUGAAAUAGGCUGAGGCGGCCUAUGCAAGAGGUGUGUUCUUGAAAAAGCGUCUUUGUGUAUCCUGUGAGCUACUUUUGUCCUCAGAUGCUUAUUGGAUAGACUCCCACCUUGUCAGCUCCCUACAGUUACCUGACUCUGGGGGUGGCUUUCGGUACUCAGCCAAAGCUCCUGGCCCUCUGAUAAGAGUUGCCGUGGCCAGGGUCCAUUUUGCAUUGAUAGAAAGUCAUCAGUAGGAAGGGCCUGGGUGUGUGGUAGCCAUCACUGUAUGGCGUCACAGUGACUGUGACAGCUGUGUCCAAAGAUCCUUGGGAGGGAGGCCAUGUGUGGCUCGGGAAAGCAGGGCCAACCCUGCCCCGAAGCUCCUGUGCAUUCACCAGUAUCGUUCCCUGUUAGGAUUCUAGGCCUUGUGCUUUUGAACCUUGGCCAGGUGCUCUGUGCCAGCCCAGGGUCUAGGUGCCCUAUGCUGGCAGCUUUCUCAUGGAGAGAGCACUCGAUUACCCCUGUGUCCGGGCACUGGAACCAACCAUGGAGGGAAAAGACUGUGUACCUUGCAGAAACGUUGCUUCCCACCAGACCAGGCGGGUCUCAGAACUGGGGGUUGAUUCCACAUCCAGGUGCCUUAUGUGUGCUCUGCCCCAUGUGCUGCUGGGAAGUGGCAUUGCCGUCUUUCCCUCCUCCUCGUCUGUGGACAGACAGCAGCACUGUCUCCUCACCUCGUGUUUCUCACCGCAGAGCCUCUCCUGGGAUUUGCGUGUUCCCAACGGUCCUUGCUCCCGCAGUUGGGAGAGGUUUUGCUAUUUGCUAUUGAAAUAUUUAACCAAGAAGUGGUUUCUGGAGCUGCCCAGAGUAUAUCUUGGAAAUGUGGCCCAGGGCAGACUGUCUCUGGAACCCUAGCGGGCUCUCUUUUAUCCACGGUCUUAGCAUUUGCUGGGAAGAGGAACGGGAGAUUGGAGGAGAAGCACUCAAGCCGGCUUGAGUAGUGCUGGAUCCUCUUCCCUGUUAGCCUGCUGCAGUCUCACUGAAGACCAUUUGAGGCGUGUACCCAGUCUGUGUCCAGUAGGACGGGGACUUGCCAUCUUCUGCUCUCGUAGGCCUGGUAUCUAUGUCGGGGACUCUGAUCCCUGUGUCUGACUGCUCAGGAAAUCUAGAGAAGGAUUACCACUCUGGGGUGCUACCAGGGGGAGUUGGAAAUGCAUGUUUUUGUACCUGAAUUGAGGAGAGAAUUGGAAGUCCUACUUUCGCUGAAAGUAACUGAACCAAUCUGAAGUUGAAUCAGGGGGCCAUGUUAUCAAGGAAUCUGGACUGUUGAUAGCAGUUGUCUUGUGGUGAUGUAAUGGGUGGGAAGACCUCCCCGCACGGGGAUACCCGUGCCCUCUGUUAGAGCUGGCAUCUGACAGGAGCUCCUGAGAGCAUAUUCCAGUACGCUGGCAGCCCCCCGCGGCAGCGGGCCCUGCUGCCUGCCCCUUCCGCUCCUGUCUUGCUCUCGUCCUGCAUCUUCACAUCUCCCAGGAGAGAGUCUCUCUUUUCAUAUAGAGCUUUUGGGCUAAGACGCCCUUCUUGCUUCUGCAAAGAAGACCCUGGUUUGUUCCAUUCUGUUUUAAAGGGUAAAGAGAGAAAAGAACAACUAGUAGUUCUAGGCUCAUGUGAGAUGUCCUCUCCAGAUGUGUUAGCUCAAAGCCCUCUUAUAGCUGAGAAAACAGUUUUCAGGGCCAUGUGCUUCUUGACAACAUCCAUAGUCUUGGGCCAUUUGAUUCCCAAACAUGGGCCAUGAUUUGGGAAGGUUUAGGGCUGGCCAUAGACUGGUGAUUCUUGAAACGGCAGUGAUUAGGGAAUCGUCAACCAUGUUUUCAAUUGAGGUGGAACUCAUUUAUAGAGUGGAUUCAAUAGGCUCUGUCUGACAUUCAGUAGGUUGUGUCCUGCCACCCCUGGUGGUCGCUGUCACCAUGACAUCAUGAUGUAGGGUUUGCAAUGGGGAGAGUCCUAAAACUCACAGCCCAGACCCCUUGCCAGUGGGUGGGACCUCCUGGGUGCGGAGGGUGCUUCGUACCUGGUGUGCGAGCAUAGUUGUUGCGCCUGACCAGUCCCCAUCAUGUCACUCACAUUCCACGUUAUAGAACAUCUCAGCCACAAGCAGGAUCUGGUGAGGUGGACUUAGCCCUUGUUCUACGAAGGAUCAUGUAAAGUCAUUGACGUUGUGAAAGUGUAUUUUUUUUCCUUGUAAAUCUAUUUUUCACAGAAUAUAAGAAACAUCAAUGACCUGAUCUGUCCUUCCUCUUUCCUGCUUCAUCCAAUAUCCUCAUUCCACUUUGUAUUGUCUACAUGUCCAGAGUAAAACUAGGUGACUUAUUUGUAUAAAAUGUUAUUUUGCCAUAAGAGACGGGAAUAAAAGAAAGAUUUUCACAGUAUAAUGCAGCCUCUCAUUUUCUGACUGGG